Molecule: messenger RNA, 1152 nt
Organism: Acanthosepion pharaonis
Lineage: Eukaryota; Metazoa; Mollusca; Cephalopoda; Sepiida; Sepiidae
Source: the annotation of a GenBank genome assembly
AUGGGUGGAUGUUUGGAGGAAGUGUAUAUAAAUAGGCAUAGGCUUAUUUAUGAUCACGACUUGAAUUUAUUUAUCUAUCUAUCUAUCUAUCUAUCUAUCUAUCUAUCUAUCUAUCUAUCUAUCUAUCUAUUAAAUAUAUCUAUAUAUCUAUCUAUCUAUCUAUAUUUAGUGUCUUCAUUCUAUUAUAUCUAUCUAUAUAUUUAUCUAUCUAUCUAUAUAUUAGUGUUUUUAUAUCUAUCUAUCUAUCUAUCUAUAAAAUCUUUUCUUUUUUUCACUCUCUCAUUCAUUCACUCACUCUUUCACUCUCUCUGUCUCUCUCACUCCCUCUCUCUCACUUUCUUUUUCAUUCUCAUUCAUUCCAUUCAUUCUCUCUUUCUAUCUUACAAGCUCUCUGUCUCUCAUUCUCUCUCACUCAUUCAAUUUCUCUUAUUCUCUCUUUCUCACUCUCCCCCAUACACUAUCUCAAUUCUCUCUUAUUCAUUCUCUCUUUCUCUCUUACACUCUCUCUUUCUCACUCACUCACUCACUCACUCACUCACUCUUUCAUUCAUUCUCUCUCACAGGCUCUCUCUCACUCACUCUCUAUCUCUAUCUUACUCUCCUACUGUCUCCCUCUCUCGCUCGCUCACACACACACACAAACACACACACUAUCCCAGGUUCAUUUACAGUACACGUACAAUAGCGGUACAAAGAACUUUAUUGAAAACCCAAUAUUCAGUCAGUCUCUCUUUCUCUCUCACAGGCCCUCUCUCCCUCCCUCCCUCCCUCCCUCCCUCCCUCCCUCCCUCCCCUCACUUAUUCACUUUUUCUCCUUCACUCUCUGUCUCACUUUCUCUUUCGUUCUCUCUCAUUCAUUCUCUCUCACGGGCUCUCUUUCACUCACUCUCACUCUCUCUAUCUUACUCUCCUACUGUCUCUCUCUCUCUAACCCCCCACCACAAUCCCAGGUUCAUUUACAUUAGCGCACCCAUUUCUCCUCCCCUCUUACUUGCCGACGACUACACUAGCAUUCAACCCUGGCUCUUUCGAAUCUUCUUCUUCUUCUUCUUCUUCUUCUUCUUACAGUGCCGUAUAUUAUUUUUUUUCUUGGUCACACAUUCCCUGCGUAAUUCACGAACAAGAUUAUCACUAAUUUUUAUUAGCCAAUAG